AAGGAAGAGGAAAAAGAAGAAGGGGGAAGGAGGAGGAGGAAAAUACGAGGUCUUCUGUCAUUAUCUGUAACAGUUUUCUUUAAAACAGUAAACACAAUUUGUACCUACUAACUAAUACCUCCAAAGUUGUUACAUAUAGAGAUAGCGGAUUGACAGGUAGAAAUCUUUCAGCACUUGUCAUCGGUCAAAAGUGACGAGCUAGUAUGGACUCCUGGGUUCGCUUUACCGCCCAUAGCCAAGCCAAGGAGAGAGUUAUUAGAAAACACCUGCUCACAUGGCACUGAUGAGGCUGCUGUGUAUAAAAUUUGUAGGGACAGCUGGAAGACAUUUGGGGCUGCUCAGUAUGCGUGUACACUUUUGGGAUACACUCUGCACAAGGGUAAGGCAGCAGAAGAAAUCCAAAGAACUGUCAGCCAGCUGGAAGCACACAUGAGCCUGACGAGAAAACUGUUGCGUCUUGGAAACUCUGUGGAUGCGCUGGAGGCUGCCAAGAGGGCUAUCCAUCUUUCUGACAGUGUGCUAAGGCUUUGCCUGACCAUCAGUCACCUCAACAGAGCCAUGUACUUUGCCUGCGACAAUGUGGUGUGGGCAGGAAAAGCAGGCCUCAUUUCCAAACUGGACCAGCACAAAUGGAGUCAGAGGUCUUUUAGGUACUACCUAUUUGCGCUGAUCCUUAACCUGACUCGAGAUGUGUACGAGCUCUGCCUCCUCAUUGAGAGUGAAGCAAAUCGCAGAACCCCCAAAUCCCCAUCCUCACCCUGCCCCAGCAGCAACCUGCCUGCCAAUCACCCCUCCUCCCCUUAUUCAACUGCCACUGUGGCUCUGCCUUCCAUGUGGGACCGGCUUUGCAGACAGCUUCAUCUGAUGGUUACAGUGCUGCAUAGCAACCCACCUUUACUGGUGGACAUGCUGAAGAACAGCUGUGAUAUAUUUAUCCCACUAGACCGAUUGGGGAUUUAUCCUACAGGGCCAGGUUUUGUAGGUGCCUGUGGCCUUGCUUCUUCUGUUCUCUCCAUCUUCACCAUUGUCCAGCCAUGGCUGAAACUCAAGCCAUGAUGCUGGAGUCACAUGGAGGACUGAGUGGAAUAUCUAACAGGGUUAAUGCAGUGCUAUGACAUAACGUUUGAAAGGUUAGGUUAGGGCUUUCAAAUCCUUCAACACAGCUUGUGGCUAAUUACUUGACCUGCAUGUCUGAACUAACCAGUUUCUGUAAUGCUUAAAAGUCAAAGAUCCUCUUCACUGUCUUCUCAUACUAGCAUAAAGCUAGUUUUUAUUCAUGACCAUUCAUGCGAUAGUCCUGCUUCUACUUUACUUAAUUUGCAUUGCAACUGCACAGCCUAUUCACAGGCCUCAAAAUAGUGAUUGGCAACAUUAAGAAAAUUUAGCAGAACCUUCAUAUUCCAUUCAUUUGACCUAGUGAAUUACUGACAUGUCAGAGCCCAAAGAGAUGAAUGAAGGAAUACACUGCAUUUCUUUGAAAGAGUUUGACAUUGAUCCUAAAGGGCUGUAAAAUUCAGGCACCUGACAUAACCCUGCUGUGGUUGUCACACAAAUGACCUAGUCUAAAGAAUUGGAGUAAAAACAAAAAUCCUUAAAUGCAAAUAAUAAAAUGACUACCGUUUUCUAAA
Messenger RNA from Mugil cephalus (flathead mullet), 1628 nucleotides. RefSeq names its product peroxisomal biogenesis factor 11 beta (gene pex11b). Gene Ontology annotation, cellular component: peroxisomal membrane. The record is from RefSeq and is a predicted model, not a curated record. NCBI's taxonomy places the organism in Eukaryota, Metazoa, Chordata, Actinopteri, Mugiliformes, Mugilidae. The coding region runs from base 430 to 1056 and encodes 208 amino acids. The transcript has 5 exons. Gene Ontology annotation, biological process: regulation of peroxisome size; peroxisome fission.